AUGCCUGGCACAACGGCAGAGGGACCGACGGUCUCCAUGUCCUUUGCCAACAACUUUUGGGGUAAAGAUGAUGCGGGCCUACAACCCAUGCUUGAUCGGAUGCAUGGAUCGAAAAACACUAGUGAUGAAUUAAGGGUGUUUUACAACGUGCGAGCUGCCAUCGAAGAUGAAUAUGCGCGAAAAUUACAGGCACUGUGUCGCAAGCCAUUCGGAACAUGCGAAUCCGGAUCCCUUCGCCAAUCGCUGGACGUAGUCCGUGGAGAGACAGAGGCGAUCGCUAAAGCACACGCGGCGAUUGCCAGCCAGAUGAAAACAGAACUGGAGGAGCCACUGGGCGCCUUCGCUAGCGGGCUGAAGGAACGACGAAAGAUCAUUCAGAAUGGCAUUGAGCGCCUCCACAAAACUAAAAUGCAACAAACACAAGUCGUUAACAAGGCUCGUGACCGUUUCGAGCAAAACUGCCUCCAGAUCAAGGGUUAUCUGGCUCAAGGACACAUGGUUAUGGGCCAGGAGGAGCGCAAGAACAAGUCCAGGCUUGAAAAGACUCAGAUUCAAAUGGCUUCGAACAGCCAGGAGUAUGAAGCCGCCGUGAAGGUCCUUGAGGACACCACUGGACGCUGGAACAAGGAGUGGAAGAGUGCCUGUGAUAAAUUCCAGGAUCUAGAAGAGGAAAGAUUGGAUUUCACUAAGAGCAGCCUCUGGACCUUUGCAAACAUCGCAUCGACUGUUUGCGUUAGCGACGAUGCUUCUUGCGAAAAGAUUCGCUUGUCUCUGGAGAACUGCGAGGUUGAAAAGGAUAUUUUGUCUUUCAUCCAGGAGCGUGGAACUGGUCAAGAGAUUCCAGACCCUCCUCGCUUCAUCAACUUCUGCAAAGAGGAUGAUGAUGCAGGAUCCGACAUUGAUUCAGGAGAGGGUUACUCAGUGGCACAAUUUCAGCGAACCAUGAACCCUGCAUUCCGGACAUCAUCUCCACAGCCGUCGACUUACGAGUCCCAUCACGAUCCAGAGUCUCCUCUUGCGGCUCAGAUGGGCCACCCGGCGCCUCUGCCGGCCAGUGUGCCCCAGCCAUCUCCCCAGAGCAUCCAACAAGAGCCAUCUCUCCAACGUAUGGCUCAGCAGGCGCCGCCUCAAAGCAUACACCCAGAACCUCCUGUCCAGCGUAUGCCUCAACAACUGCCCCCGCAGAGCAUUCCGCAAGAACGUCCUGUUCAGCGUAUGCCGCAGCAGCCGCAGCAGCCAGCUCCUCAAAAUAUGCAGCAAGAGCCACUUGUCCAGCGCAUGCCCCAGCAACCGCCUCCCCAAAAUAUGCAGCCCGAGUCAUCAAUGCAGCGCCUGCCACCGCAGAAGUCAGCCAUGUAUGGGAUGCCGCAGCAGCCGGCUCCACUUGACCUUCGCCGGGGUGGACAACCGCCACCAAACUACAACCCUGAGCAGCACGGUGCAAUCAAUGCAGUACCGCAUAAUGCAUACCCUACCGAUGGAAUGACUAUGUUCUGUCGUACCGGUCCACCUUCCGAACGUAGCUCAGCAGCCAGUCCAUACAGACCGUCCAGCCGGGAUUCUCAAAGCGAUGUGUCAAAUCCCACUUCGAUGUCCAGUGUUGAAGCUCCAGCCCCGGCUCCAGUUAGCCAGAAACCAGCCCCGCCCCUGCCCAGUGUUAUGAAGCUGCAGGCCGCUCAGAAGCCCAUCAACGAUCCGUCAUCGCCAGGUACUCAGGAUGACAAGACCUCAAAGAAGAAAAGCGCCUUCUUCAGUAACAGCCCAUUCCGCCGUAAGAGUCGGCACGACAAGGAGAGGCCGGCUAUCGCAGCUCAAUCCUCAUCUCGAAGCCCUUGGAGCUCGCCCACUAAGCAGGCCAGUCCAACCAAGACUGCACCAGCGCCAGUUUCAAAACCAGUCUCGCAACCAGUCUCGCAACCAGUCUCGCAACCCGAGCCCCCCUCUCCUAGCCUAGAACCCGUUGAUCCUCGGGCUAACUUCCAGCUGAAUGUUGGCAACAAUGUGUUUGAUGUUGCUUCGCCUGACAAGAAGCAGGGUUCUCAGCCUACAAAUGUAGCUGACGAUGAUUCGGACCCUAUUGCGCGCGCCCUAGCCGAUUUGAAGACAACUGGUGGUAAGCAGCCCAGCGUGCGCGUGUCGGCCGAUCGAUACCAUGGAAUUUCAACCCCGAAUCCCUCAGCCCCAUCGUCAAUUUAUGGCGGAAGCAACUCGCCUGCGCCACCUGCAUACAAUGACCCUAACGUGAAGCGGCUUGGCGCCCCCGAACCGGCAUUCACAGCCAAGCAGAUGCAAAAGACUACCCAACGAUACACCGGUCAGACUGCGAGCAUGCUUCGGGGUGGAAGUAAUAACCCUGCCAUGGCACCCAGGGAGGCUGCAAAGCCUCAGGAGGUCCCUCGGGCGAGAUCACCGGCACCUUCUAGGUCGCCCGCUCCUAGGCGCAGCGCCAGCCCUCAAGUCUCUCCCCGCGUCGACACUCGCACAGGAUAUGGUGGUGGCGGUGCCAGCCCUAGUCCAAGCACGUAUCAAUCUGGCAGCGCUAGAAGCCGCUAUAGCCAGUCGCCAACUCCGCAUCGAGCGCAAGAACCGCCCUACUCUCCCAACGACUACGCUCGAAGGGCUUCCCCGGCCGCAUCGCACCGUGCAGUUUCUCCUCAGCCCCAGUUCAGACAGCAAGUCCGUCCGUCCAGCGCUGGAGGCAUGGAGCUGCAGCUUUCUGCCGGUCAAGAUGACAUGUUCGGAGGUGGCAGCCAAAAUGGCUAUGGCGGCUCAGUUCGAGGGGACGGUCGUCCCCGAUCCCACUACGGCGGAGACAAUGGUGGCCCGCCUGUCGGUCGCUCCAGAAGUCGAACUGUUGCAGUUGCCGAUCCAGGCCGAAAGUUCAGCCGUGAUGGGCGUCCAAUUCUGCAUUUCGCUCGCUCAAUGUACAGCUACUCUCCUGCCAUCCCCGAAGAGCUUGGCUUCACAAAGGGCGAUGUCUUGUCUGUCAUCCGUCUUCAAGAUGAUGGAUGGUGGGAAGCUGAAGUCACCAAUGGCCGCGGACACCCGGGCUUGGUUCCGAGCAACUACCUGCAGAUCAUCUAG
Messenger RNA from Penicillium odoratum, 3084 nucleotides. Its product is annotated as formin-binding protein HOF1. NCBI's taxonomy places the organism in Eukaryota, Fungi, Ascomycota, Eurotiomycetes, Eurotiales, Aspergillaceae. Bases 1 to 3084 code for a protein of 1027 amino acids. Gene Ontology annotation, biological process: cytoskeleton organization. The transcript has 5 exons. Gene Ontology annotation, molecular function: phospholipid binding; protein binding. Gene Ontology annotation, cellular component: cell division site; mitotic actomyosin contractile ring, proximal layer; cytoplasmic side of plasma membrane. The record is from RefSeq and is a predicted model, not a curated record.